Plutella xylostella (diamondback moth) is the source of this 719-nucleotide messenger RNA. The record is from RefSeq and is a predicted model, not a curated record. NCBI's taxonomy places the organism in Eukaryota, Metazoa, Arthropoda, Insecta, Lepidoptera, Plutellidae.
UUGGUGUUCGUCAUCAAAUUCUCCCAGUCCACAGGGAAGCUGGAUCCUGGCAUGAGAGGGCCCUACAAGGUUCUCAAGGCCUUACCGAGUGGACGCUAUGAAUUGAAGCUCCUCUCCGGUGCUUACGGGAAGACAUCUCAAGCCGCGGCCGAGUAUAUGGUGCCGUGGAAGGGAGAGUGGUGUCCCGAGAGCUGUGCUGCCUUCUUUGAGGAUGACGGCUGCAACGAGUCUCAGGGAGGUGCAUCAUCAAGAGAUGCAGUUGCAUCUACCGACAGAGCGACUGCAGAGCAUGGACCAUCAACGAGCGGUGCUUCAGUGGAAGCGUCCAACGGAGUCCCUGCUGGUCCCAUGCUGCCCACGGAAGCGAGUCAGGAAGCGGCCAUCGAGGACGAGGCCGUAUCAGGAGAGGCCGUGUAAGGAAAACCGGCAUACGGUGUGACGGAUCCAUGCCACCACCGCCACCCGAGCCUAUAUAAGCAGGCCGCAGAGAGGCGCCGCCCUCUUUCCCGCGGCAGCUCUCAAGGCGUGAACAUCGGAGUUAGGUAGUGGUGAUCGACGCGAUUUGUGAGGUUGUACUUUUCUUGCUUAUUAUUUCUUCUAUUAUUGUGUACUUGUGUAAUUUGCAAUUGUUAAUAAGUGUAAGACAGUGAUUUUGUUCCCAUGUAAGAUAUUUUCGUUUGUAAAUAAAUUCAAAUAAAGGUUAUGUGUUUUUAGGUUAA